Molecule: messenger RNA, 3034 nt
Organism: Myxocyprinus asiaticus (Chinese sucker)
Lineage: Eukaryota; Metazoa; Chordata; Actinopteri; Cypriniformes; Catostomidae
Product: programmed cell death 1 ligand 1
Exons: 9
Coding region: 72-1613 (513 amino acids)
Biological process (GO): immune response; cellular response to lipopolysaccharide; negative regulation of T cell proliferation
Cellular component (GO): external side of plasma membrane
Molecular function (GO): ATP hydrolysis activity
Source: RefSeq, a predicted model, not a curated record
UUCCUCUCCAGACGCGCUCAGAGUCUGUGAGCAGCUGUUCAUGCGUCAUAUUCAUAAUACAUUUGGGUUCAAUGAGGGGGACGCUGGUUUUCAUCUGUCAGGCUCUGCUGUGGCCUGCCGUUUCAGCCCUGUUUACAGUGGAGGUAGAGGAGAGAGAGUACAAGGCAGAACUACACAGUGACAUCAAACUAGAGUGUAGAUUCUCCACAGUCAAAAGAGACUCUGACCUUUCUGUCAUAUGGCGACGAGUCGAGCCAAAUCCCGAUGUGGACGUGUAUCGGCUGGAGAGAGGUAGAGUAAACCACAACUACACGAGUGCUGCGUUCAAAGAGCGUGCACAGCUUAUCCAAGAACUGCUGGAUGAAAACCGUGCUGUGUUGCACUUGAAGAAACUCAGGAUAAAGGAUUCAGGCACAUAUCAGUGUAUCGUGAAAUACGGGGAUGAAGGAGACUACAAACACGUCACUCUCAAUGUUACAGCUCCUUACACUCCAAUAAAGAAAACGGUCAGGCAAACAGGGCGAGAUGAAGUCGAGCUCUCCUGUGAGACUAAAGGAUACCCGCUGCCUCAGGUGAUCUGGAGCGAUGGCCAAAACACAAACCUCACAGACAGAAUCAACAGCACCACACGCUCCACAGACGAAGAUCUUAUCAACAUCAUCAGCAAACUGAGGGUGAAACGAGACCUGGUCAACAACUACACCUGCGCCUUCCUCAUGAAGGGUGAAAUGAGGCGGACGGCCACCUUCAGUUUACCAGAUGAAAUCCCUCGUCACUGUUCUUCUCAGUCUUAUGCAUGGAUUGGAGCCGUGGUGGUUGUGCUUUUGGCCAUCGCCCUCACAUCUUUUGUCCUGCGCGUGAGGAAAAACGAUCAGAAAGGAAGAAAUAAUGAGUCGUCUAAAUGUUGUUUCCUGUUGCUGCACCUGUCACCUGCUACAAACACUGACUCUUUACUGACGGAAAACAAGAAUAGACCAGAUACAUGUAAGACAACUUUAGAAGUAACCUCAGAAAAGCCUGAAGCUCUGAAGGAGGUGUUAACACAACAAUAUUCACAGAUCAUCACAAACACACAAAUGAAAAGCAGAUUUGCGUCAUACUGCGCCAAUGUGCUGCCACAUGCGCUUUACACAAAAGAAGGACAAUCCCUGAACAUUGCUUCCAUCCUGCCUGAUAAGAGGCAAACUAUCCUUCUCCUGGGAGAACCAGGCAGCGGCAAAACCACUGUAGCACAAAUAAUGUCCUCCUGCUGGGUUCAGAGUAUCACGACAGACCCCUUCAACAUUCACAGACUCCAACCGGUUGUGCUGGUGGACUGUAGUGAAGCACAAGGAGAUUUUUUCCAAGUGGUCAAAUCAAGCAUGACUCCUGAAACACCGUUAGACGAGUGUGAUCUGAAAGAGAUGCUUUUGGGACCAACGGAUUGUUUAGUAAUUCUGGAUGGCUACCGAGAGGGGAAUACAGACUUGGAUGAAACGCUCAGGACGUUUCUAUCAGAGCGUCAGACGUGUAGGGUUUUGGUGACGUCUCGUACAGGCGAGUGUCCAGCCUUGGAGAACAGAGUCAGGACAGUACUGCAACUUAUUCCGAGACCGGAAGAGUAUGGAUCAUGAACUUAUAGAGGCAAAUAGAGGCAUUUUAUUUUGGCACAGACAGUGAUCCUGACAUUUCACUUUUUUAUACAUACUGCGUAUACAUAAAAUGUUGCUAUUUUUUUUUUUUUAAAUGUUGCUAUACUGCAGUGCGCAAAUUCAGCAAGUUACCUGCAUAUGAAUGUUUAACAAUGAUUAUUCUUGUCAUUCAGUGUAUUUCCUGUCUUCUGGUAACUUCUAGCAUGAGAAUGAAAGGCCCUACACUUCAAAUCUUUUCUUUAAUCAGUAUUCUUGCCUUGUUUUCCAGUAAAAAUAUCCUAAAAACAAGAAAAAUUUACUUGAAAAGCACAAUUGCAUGAUUUAAAGACUUGUUAUUCACCCCUGCGAGUUCAAAUCCAGGGUGUGCUGAGUGACUCCAGCCAGGUCUCCUGAGCAACCAAAUUGGCCCGGUUGCUAGGGAGGGUAGAGUCACAUGGGGUAACCUCCUCGUGGUCGCGAUUAGUGGUUCUCGCUCUCAAUGGGGCGCGUGGUGAGUUGUGUGUGGAUGCCGCGGAGAAUAGCGUGAAGCCUCCACAUGCACUACGUCUCCGCGGUAACGCGCUCAACAAGCCACGUGAUAAGAUGCGCAGAUUGACGGUCUCAGACGUGGAGGCAACUGAGAUUCAUCCUCCGCCACCCGGAUUGAGGCGAGUCAACUACACCACCACGAGGACUUAGAGCGCAUUGGGAAUUGGCCAUUCCAAAUUGGGGAGAAAAAGGGAGAGAAAAAAAAAAGACUUGUUAUUAGAUAAUAUGUCUUGAAAUAAGUUUAUUUUUCUCACCCCAUUGGCAAUAUUUUUCUUAUUUUAAGCACAUAAUGACAUUUUUGUGACAUGUAUACUUAAAGCAAGAAAAAUCAACUUGCCAAUGAGCUAAGAAAAACUUAAUGCAAGAUGAAGUCUUAAUAUCUGACUUCAUCUUAUUUUUAUAGAUUUUUACUGGAAAACCAGACAAACUAUGAUAAGAAAAAGAUUUUUCCAGUGCAGAGAAAUAACAUAAUCUGGCAGUAGAUCAAACCAUUUUGCAAAUUCAUGAAUUCAACUGUAUGUUGCAAAGACCAAGUAGAGGAAAAGAGAAAUGAGAGCUUGAUAAUGAAUCAUUAUUGCUACACCCUGCACUUGUUAUAUGACAGUAAUAAAUAGCUGCGGUUCAGCUGUUACAGGAAUAAAGUAGGUUAGGUUUUACAACUCAUUGUCAUUACUAACCAUUUAGACGAAGUUUCACAUAAAUCAUCUUAUAAAUGUCAACCUUUAAACUUUGUCGUAAUGACUGCACUUUAUAUUUUUAUUUGUUUAUAGUAUGUCAUGAUUUGUAUAAAAUUGCUAGUGAAAAAUUUUGUACUUUUGUUCUCUUGUUACAAUAUAUUGAAAGUGUUAUUUUGAAAUAAAAUCUUUUUGAAAGGC